AAGAUGGCUCAGGCCGGGGUAAUCGCUCCCACGCCCCGAUGCCCCCGCCGCUGAGCAGGGUGAGCUGGGAGACCCUUUCCCUCAUUCCUUCCCGCCCCACUCGCGACGCGGGGAUGGCUCCGUGGCCUCCCAGGAAUAGCUCUCUGACCCCGUGGCCAGAUAUCCCCACCCUGGCACCCAAUACUGCCAACGCGAGUGGGCUGCCAGGGGUGCCCUGGGCGGUGGCGCUGGCGGGGGCGCUGUUGGCGCUAGCGGUGCUGGCCAUCGUGGGAGGCAACCUGCUGGUAAUCGUGGCCAUCGCCCGGACGCCGAGACUCCAGACCAUGACCAACGUGUUCGUGACUUCGCUGGCCACAGCCGACCUCGUGGUGGGGCUUCUGGUCGUGCCCCCGGGGGCCACGUUGGCGCUGACCGGCCACUGGCCCCUGGGCGUCACCGGUUGCGAGCUGUGGACCUCGGUGGACGUGCUGUGUGUGACCGCCAGCAUCGAAACCCUGUGCGCCCUGGCGGUGGACCGCUACCUGGCCGUGACCAACCCGCUGCGCUACGGCGCACUGGUCACCAAACGCCGCGCCCGAGCAGCCGUGGUGCUGGUGUGGGUCGUGUCCGCCGCGGUGUCGUUUGCGCCCAUCAUGAGCAAAUGGUGGCGCGUUGGGGCAGAUGCCGAGGCGCAGCGUUGCCACUCCAACCCGCGCUGCUGCACCUUCGCCUCCAACAUGCCCUACGCGCUGCUCUCCUCCUCGGUCUCCUUCUAUCUUCCGCUUCUGGUGAUGCUCUUCGUCUACGCACGAGUUUUCGUGGUGGCUACGCGCCAGCUGCGCUUGCUGCGCCGGGAGCUGGGUCGCUUCCCGCCAGAGGAGUCUCCGCCGGCUCCUUCUCGCUCCGGCUCCCCUGGCCCGGCGGGGCCGUACGCCUCGCCUGCGGGGGUGCCCUCCUACGGCCGGCGGCCGGCGCGCCUUCUGCCUCUGCGGGAACACCGCGCCCUGCGCACCUUGGGGCUCAUCAUGGGAACCUUCACUCUCUGCUGGUUGCCUUUCUUUGUGGUCAACGUGGUGCGCGCCCUCGGGGGCCCCUCUCUGGUGUCCGGCCCCACUUUCCUCGCCCUUAACUGGCUGGGCUACGCCAACUCUGCCUUCAACCCGCUCAUCUACUGCCGCAGCCCGGACUUUCGGAGCGCCUUCCGCCGCCUGCUGUGUCGUUGCCGGCCGGAGGAGCACCUCGCCGCUGCCUCCCCGCCCCGAGCCCCCUCCGGCGCCCCCAGGGUCCUGACCAGCCCCGCUGGCCCCAGGCAGCCCUCACCGCUCGACGGGGCUUCCUGCGGACUUUCUUAGGCCUUGAAGAAACAGCUCCAUUGAUCGGAACCUUUGGAAAGCCUCUGGCCGGCAUCGGUUCAGAAUGAGCCCCGUGGUUUCCCAGCUGGAAAACUCUGCCCUUCCCCAGCCUGCCGACUGGGUCCUGGGAGGAGGCGGGGGGACUGACUCGGGAGGGGAAAUCCUUACCAAGUGGGUUUUCGCCGGCUCUCUCUUUCUGAGAGAAGUCUUCUAAACCCCAGCCCUGAACUUCACCGCUACCUCAGCAGCUCGCGCGUUCGCUUCCCGUUCGCAGCCGCACGGGCAGGAGCUGGGCUGCGUUUAGUCCCGGCACCCGCCCCUGUCUCACUCGGGAGCUGUGUGCGCGGGGGCAAGGCGGGCACCUUCAUUCUGUUCCUUCCGCCUCCCAGACCCUGAGGAACCCACCGGGGUGCUGGAGGCCCAGGCUGAGAAGAGGAAGGGGGAAGGUCACGGUUUGGGCCUCUGUCCGUGGCUUCCUCACUGUAGACACACCUACCUCACAGCAGUUUCAGGACUUUGGAGUUUGGGGUGGGGAGGGGGCGCUCCUGAUUUCGUGGGAAGGUGAACCAUUAGAAUGGGUCCCUUUUCCUUUAGAAAUCAAAUGAAUAAAUGUUACUGAAUGCAGU
Capra hircus (goat) is the source of this 1957-nucleotide messenger RNA. It is a transcript of the gene ADRB3, whose product is annotated as adrenoceptor beta 3. Gene Ontology annotation, cellular component: membrane. Gene Ontology annotation, molecular function: epinephrine binding; norepinephrine binding; beta3-adrenergic receptor activity. The coding region runs from base 39 to 1331 and encodes 430 amino acids. The record is from RefSeq and is a predicted model, not a curated record. NCBI's taxonomy places the organism in Eukaryota, Metazoa, Chordata, Mammalia, Artiodactyla, Bovidae. The transcript is spliced from 2 exons. Gene Ontology annotation, biological process: adenylate cyclase-activating adrenergic receptor signaling pathway; norepinephrine-epinephrine-mediated vasodilation involved in regulation of systemic arterial blood pressure.